AUGGCAAUGUUUGGCAUGGAUAACGAAAAGAAAACAUUGCUUGUUCAGGAAGUAUAUAGAAGACCGCUUAUCUGGAAAGUCACUGACCCUCGAUAUAACGAUAUUCCUGCUCGUUGGCUUGCUUUUGAAGAAAUAGCCCAUGAACUGAGUGAUGAUGAUUUAGUUUUUACCAGUGACAUGAUCAAGGUAGCAUGGAAGAACAUGAUGGAUUACUAUAACCAGAUACGGCGUAGACAUGACAGAGCAAUUGCUGCUGGUUUCGAUCCACCGGAUUCAAAGUGGCAAUUCUUUAACUUGAUGCAUUUCACAAGGCAGGAUAAACCACCUGUGAAGAGGAGAUAUAAUUGGAUGCAGCCAUCAAAAAUUCCACGUACUGGUGAGUCUCUUGUUGCUCAGGAUGAUGAAGUUUUGAUUCAAAUGCGUAACAAUUAUGAAGCAGCCUUUGUCAAUAAUACCACGAUUACGAAACAAGAAGCUCAGCGUGUGAUUUGUAUUACACCAAGAACAAAAGAAUCUGAGAAAGCACGUUUGAAAGCAAAACGUGAGGCUUUGAGGGAUGCAAAUGUGGUGCAACCAACAGCAUCACCUGUGGCUAAUGGUACUUUUGUUGGAACUCGUAAUGGGAAUAAAAUUUCGUAUAAUCGUACAAGAGCUGCUGCUCGUGCAAAACUUGAAGCCACCCUAAGGGAAACAGUUGAAAGUGAUUCGGAGUAUACGGAACCUAAUGAAUCUGCGGAGAUAAAAGAACAUAUGUUGUCGACUCGUCGCCGUGGAAGACAUCGAAGAGAUAUCUAUUCCCCCGAACCAAGUGGUGUCGUACUACCGUCUAAAUACCGCUGUGGAAUUCCUGCAACAAGAUCUGCAAAUACCUCGUUCAGGAAAAUAAAUGGAGUACAAAAACCGCAAGCUGUCGAACAUUUGUCAACGAAACAACCAGUGGUUGAUUCUGACUCGUCGCUUACUUUUGGUAACUGCCAUCUUAUAUUUCGUGCUUUCGUUUCACUUUCAGCCAAACUUUGCAAUAAAUGUUUCUUGCUUAAUUAUGUAACCGAACAUGUUGCGACAAGAUUGUUCAAAAUUAAGGAGAAAUCUUUAGCUGAUUAUUAUCGCAUUUGUGAUACGGUAGAAAAGUUAUUGGAUGAUGCGGAAACGGCGCUGGAUAUUGUGGAUACUGAUAUUAUACUUAAUGAUUAA
Molecule: messenger RNA, 1194 nt
Organism: Brugia pahangi
Lineage: Eukaryota; Metazoa; Nematoda; Chromadorea; Rhabditida; Onchocercidae
Source: the annotation of a GenBank genome assembly